ACAGUAGAGGCCAUACAUAGAAUGCCAUUGUGGAGUUUCCAAAGGAUGGGGUUGGAUUUUAAAAUGCAAUUACCUUUGAAGAUCACUUUCAGGAAGAAGGAUGUCAAACAGGACUGGAAUGCGAAGAAGUAUCGGGUCUCACAGAUGUUUGGAUGGUCGCAAGAUCUGAUGAUCUAAACUCUUAUGAGGUGAUAAAGGUCUAUUUGCAGAAAAAUGUUGAUCUGAAAACUGUCGGUGAUCUUCAGCAUGAAGGAAGAUAUAAAUUUGACAAGUUUGUAUCCAAUUUGGCCAGUGAAACUGAGGUUAAAAACAAAAAACAUUGAAGCACCUGGAUGCAAGUACAAGGAUACAAGUGCAUCAAUUGGCAAGAUGAUGGAGCGAAAGGAGCAGCUGCUCCACUCUUACAAUGAAAGAACUGGACUAAAGAUCCAAGAAGCUUGAUGAGCUAGCUGCUCAAAGUAACUCUGAAAGAAAAAGAACACAAAUUAAAACAAAACAUCUUAAGAUGGUAGCGUUGGAGCAACAGAGUGCCGAGGAAACUGCGUUGCAUCUUGUGGAAAAACACAAGAGGAAGAAACAGUCCACUCUAGAUAAGAUUCUCAAGUUAGAACAACAAUUGAAUGUCAAAAGCAGAAGCCUGAGUUCAAAAAACAGUUGCAGUGCAAACUGGAAGUAAUGAAGCAUAUUCCAGGUCAAAGAAGAUAGAACAACUUCGUGAGGAGCUGCAAGAAAUGGAGUCACACAGCUAGAGUGUUGUCAAGAAUCAGAAGAGAAACGAUGAGCUGCAAGAUGCUCGUAAGGAGCUGAUAUAUGGCUUGCUCGAACUUACAACUGGCCGAUCAGCAAUUAUAGACAUCAAAGGAAUGGGUGUGCUUGACCCAAAAGCAUUCACAAAUGCUUGCAAAGGGAAAUUCUGACAAGAAGAUACAAAACUUACUGCUACUCUGCCGCUAUUCUUUGUUCAAAGUGGGUGCUAACUGGCACCUUUUUCAGGGUUGCCGUUAUUGAUGGCAAAGAGAAGGAAUUACUUUCGGAGAAGGACGACAAGUCGAGACAACAGAACUGAACUGAAAGAAGUCUGGGAGGGCGGGCGAAGCUGCAAGGGGAGCAGGAUUUUUUUUCUUUCUGGAGAAUCAAAUCGGGCCAGGAUUUCCUAUGAGGCAACACAAAAAGGGAACACGGGCCGGCCCAUCUAAGGGCCCCUUUAUAAGCCGAGGACUGGAAUUUUCGGGGCCUCGUCCCAACGGCUACCGUCUUCGGGGUCUCGCAACGACGCUGCCGCCGCUGCCGGUCCAAGGCGACGCCGCCGCCGCUGCGGGGCCAAGGGGACGCCUCCGCCGCCGUCGCCGUCGCUUCCUCGUGUCUGAUCAGCAGACGGCGGAGGGACAGAGCGGACGCGCGGCGAGCUCUUUCUGGCGCUUCUCCGGCGCGAGAUCUACUCGGGCGACCCUCUCCCCCGAUCUUGCUGCAAGUAACAAGACUAUAAGAGGCUCCUCGGAUACACUGCAGCUACCGCUCUUAAAAGAUGAGUUCCUUUAACAUUUCGAUUGCUCUUAAUAGAAUUAGAAAGCAUAUGGACUAUGAUUUUUGUGAUGUUUAUGGAGUGGUCAUAAAACCAAAUAAAUCCUCUUUAGUUGAUUACCUAUCUACCAUUGAUAAAAAUGAGUUUGCUCCUGUUUUAGGAGAAAAGGUUCUCACCAUCUGUCCUUUACUUUCUGAAGAUAUGAUAGAGCUUCUAAUUGGUUUGCUUCAAAUUUUUAAAGAUAUGUUCAGUGCAAAUCUUUGUCUACGUAAUUUUGAUGAGAACCACAUAAUUGUAGUGAAUGGGAGUGUUCCAAAAAUUAGUCAACAUGCCGUAUUCGUGGAACUAACAGAGGGGUAUAUGAAUCAGAACGUCAUGUGGUUAGGCCAAGUAAUUGAGAAAACCAUUUUUGCUGAUUGUGAUCUUUUGGGUGAAACAGAGGACUUUCUUGAACUUUUUAGGGCUGAUGGGGCAAAAAAAUUUGAUCUCAUAAUUGUGCAUCCGACACUCGUACACAUUUGUUUUAAAAUUGACUAUGUUUGCAAUACGCAUGAUUUUCUCUUAAAAUUCAUAAAAAAAUUAGAUAACCUAGCUUAUGAGGACAUAAUUAAUACUCUUGAAUUUCCAGCUGACUGGGAGACCGAUAUUGAUAGCAAUACUCAUUUGACCAAGUGCUAUGGGAACCGGGAAGUGAGGAGACAAAAGUCGCGAGUUCAACCGGGACAACAAGCAGCAGUCACAGCAAUAGUUCAACCGUGUCAGGGACAAAUUGCUCCAAGUCAAGCACCAGCCACAUCAAUAGUGCAUCCUACCAAGGGUAGUGUCCAUGUUGCUCCAGAUAAUCAAGCUGUCAGCAAUAGUGGGACUCCACAUGCCGCGGCAGAUCACCAAGGGGUGAGCAACAGUGGGAGGAACCUACCCAAGAGAAACUCUACUCCGGUCAGCAACAGUGGUAGGAAUCCACCCAAGAGGAACUCUAAUUCACAACCCGUGUGGAAGGAGAAGGUUAAACAAGUUCAGCCAGCCACGUGUGUGCCAUCAAUGUCUAGGAGAGCCUCAAUGAGUAAACAGCAAGGACAGCUUGUGCAAGGACAGCCAUCGAGGAAGGGCAAGGCUCCAUUGACAGCAUAUGCAAAGCUGCCAAAUGUUCACCCCUCGCAACAGCAAGCUUCAUCUUCCAAGCAACAGCAAGCUUCAUCUUCCUUGCAACAGCAAGCUUCAUCUUCCAAGUCUUCAAAGAAGAAAAAGUACAACCUACCUGGGACAAAAGCUCCUGAAGAAGUUAUGAAGUAUUACAGAAAUAGCGGGCGGCAUGGAGCGGACGAGUCGGUUAAAAAUCAGCAAGUGCAGUAUGGAGUCAAGGCGCUGAACAUAAUGCUACUUUACCACUUCCAGAAGCUUCUAUGCAGUGCUCUCAAAGGGAUUCACAGAAAGAACUACUUGAGUCGCAUGGAGAGUCUGCCCAGGAUUCUUCGUUAGACCAAGGUCAACCACUAGGACCUUCUAAAGAGCUGCUCAGUGUGUAUUAGAACUGCGAUUGGUCGCUAGGUCGGUGGCCACUGUGGACAAUAUUGCGUUGUCUGCUGCUGUGUAUAUUACCAUGGAUCACUAGUACUGUCAUACGAAACAAUACUGCAAUUGGAAACUUAUAAGUAGCUUGUUCAUUGGAAACUUAAUUAUAUGAUAUCCAGGAGAAAUACUGCAAUUGGCAUACCACUAUAAA
Messenger RNA from Aegilops tauschii subsp. strangulata, 3245 nucleotides. The record is from RefSeq and is a predicted model, not a curated record. Lineage: Eukaryota; Viridiplantae; Streptophyta; Magnoliopsida; Poales; Poaceae.